GACGACAGAUUCUUAAUUUUUACUGAGAUUCGCUCAAUUAAACGUGUGCCUACGACGAAACUGAUUUAUUUCAGAUAAGUAAAGGUAGACAGUAGUUACAAAACUUCCUGAGAUGUUCCUUUUUAAUAAAUUCCGUUCGAUGCUUCCUAAAAAAUGUUAGGCGGGUCGAAUUAGUAUAUUUUAACUUUUGGGGCAAAGUACUGUCAAUUAACUUACUAAGAAGAAAUUGAAAUCCCGACAUAAAGGGGCGUAAUUAUAGUACAGUAUUAGCGUGUAGAAUUCCUUUAGUAUUGUAAAAGUUCAGUGCAGUGUGAAAUUUGCAAACAAAAUCCGCAGUCUCGGAAAGAACUCGUUCGGCGUUCUGCACCGGAUCAAGACAGUUUUCAUCGGUAUAGAGGACAGGAUGGGAAUAAUACAUUCAUCAAAAUCAUACGAUCUCCCUUACAUCCCAGAUAAUAAGCCACAACCCAGCGGCGGAAAGUCAUCUGAGUUGACUGACCUUCAGAUUGAAUUGAUCCAUGGCUCCUGGGAAAAAGUCAAACCAAAUAAGAAGUACCAUGGUGAACGGUUAUUUCAUAAGUUAUUUAAUGUGGCACCUCACUUGCAGGAGCUAUUUCCAUUCGGCAGCGACUUAACAAAUCCUAUGUUCACUAUGCAUGCCUUGAAUGUCAUGAACACGCUAGACCUUGCAGUACAACACUUGGAUAAACUGGACAUACUCAUACCUAAGCUAAAAGAACUUGGACAGAUGCACGCAGCAUUUGAACUUACAGAAGUGGAAUUUCAGUAUGUUGGUGAGUCUCUCAUAUGGGUUCUAGAGACAGGCCUGGGAGAUGACUUCACACCAAAGUUAAAGAAAGCCUGGUGUGAUGCCUUUGCAAUCAUCACUAGUGUUAUGUUGGGUGCCAUUAAAGAUAUCAAUGGCUAGUGAAAGACAUCUACAACAUCGAAUCUAAGUAGUUCAUCAGAUUAGGAUCCAUUUUAUGUGAUUAAAAGACAAAUACUCAGCCCAAGAGAUAACUGACAGCAUAAUAAAAUUUUGCAUAUUAAACAUAUCAAAGUGUCAAAAUCCCUGACUCAGAGUGAUUUUUUUCAUUUGAGAAUUUGGGAGUUUAAAGAAGUUGAAACUUCAUGUAAGUUGAACCAUAGUCAAGAAAUCACAUAUUAAGUAAUUGAAAAAAAAAAAUACAAGGACACCUUUGAUUUUUCAAACGUUCAACUUCUAAAAUUUUACAAAAAAACUGUUACAAACAUAUCGCUUUAAAUAUUAGUAUUAAGAAAACAGUAAGAACUUCUUAACUGCAAUACUUUAAGAAUAAUACAUAGAACAAAUCAUUUUGUUCUUUUUUUUGAAAAAGUGUACUUUUUUACUGUCUCUCAUUAUUGUUAUUCUACACUGAGAAAAAUGUGACAAACAGUCUUCUUUGUGUUUAUCUGAACAGCACAGAAAAGACAUACUAUUUCACAAAUGGUUGAAAGUACACAUGUAUCACAUACAACAUACUGUGAUGUGCUUAUGUACAAGAAAGGAACCAUAACAAUUCUAUUUACAAGUAAUUUAGAACUGGUUAGUUAACAGUAGUUUUAUACAGAUAGCAUCUGAAAAAAAGAUAGAAAAUACUUUACAGAAACAUUCAUACUUCUACUGAGUACAUUUGUGGGAAAUGUAAUGAAAUUCAAGGUUUCUAUCAAAUUUUUAGGUGUCAUAAUAAACAAAACUUUUCUAGGCUCAAAU
Molecule: messenger RNA, 1735 nt
Organism: Pocillopora damicornis (cauliflower coral)
Lineage: Eukaryota; Metazoa; Cnidaria; Anthozoa; Scleractinia; Pocilloporidae
Product: neuroglobin-2
Molecular function (GO): oxygen binding; heme binding
Source: RefSeq, a predicted model, not a curated record